Messenger RNA from Candidozyma duobushaemuli, 1029 nucleotides. RefSeq lists its product as uncharacterized. Bases 1 to 1029 code for a protein of 342 amino acids. The record is from RefSeq and is a predicted model, not a curated record. Lineage: Eukaryota; Fungi; Ascomycota; Pichiomycetes; Serinales; Metschnikowiaceae. The transcript has a single exon.
AUGAAACCGCCAAAGGCCAGCCCUGAGCGCAUUGCGUCGCUCGUGAAGAAGGCACAAGCGGAGAUUCCUGCAAAGAUCCCUGUGGUCAUGCGGAGGCUCUAUGAAGCUGAUCCUAAUGAAAGCAGCUCAUCCAUUCUAGAAGAGUUGGUGAAUAACGGGCCCAAGCAGAAGAAUUCGCUUUUGGCGAGAGAUGAUGUGGCAUCUUUGCUCACCGAGGCACCCAAAUCAAACGUUCUACGGUUCGAAUGCAGAAACGCCUAUGUAGGGAGGAGAGAUUUCUACAAUAUUCAGCCCAUACCGAGGGAAAGAUUAUACUCAUACAAAAACCCAUUGACAAAGGGUCUACGAUUUGAUGUUGUGAAGGCCCGGAACCCACUCAGCUUGCUAUUCUCAGGGGCUUACUAUUUGGUGUUUCCCAACCACCUCCAAGCUUGCAUCUAUUACAUGGAGACCAGAAACAGAGUGAUGAACGGCUUUAACAUGAAACUCGAAUUUGUUUCACCGCUGCAUACUCAUCUUAAAAGAAUGGGAUCGCCUCUACUCGAACCCGGAUCUCAAUUUUCACCGCUCCCCAAUUUAGCUGCCCAUGAUAAAUCAUCGUUCGAAAGCAUAUUCAAGCAGUCCACAGAGAAAUCCGAAAUUCUUCGACAGCUCGAACAGUACGAAGGUUACAAGGACACAUCUCUUCUUGAUCCCCAUCCAAAUUACCAUCUUCUACAGCGCUUCAUGGGUAUUCCUUCACGUUAUCAGCUGGUCCUUGUCAGAAACUUACCCUUUGGCUUGUCAAGCCAAACGCUCUCGGAUCUUUUAUGGGAUUAUAGAUUUUCCGACAGGGUAGCCCCACUGAAUUCAUGGAAGGAAAUCAUUAAAGACCCUACUACACAGACACAUUUGACAUUGAUACAUUUCGGUGACGAACAGAGUGCAAUGAGGUUCGUGAGAAACUUCCACGGACGGAAAUGGGACCCUGUAAAUAAAGAGCGAGAAAAGCAGUUGUACCAGCCGGUACUUUGCGAGAUUCUCGAGUAA